Messenger RNA from Eurytemora carolleeae, 1729 nucleotides. RefSeq lists its product as uncharacterized. The coding region runs from base 356 to 1729 and encodes 457 amino acids. The transcript is spliced from 15 exons. NCBI's taxonomy places the organism in Eukaryota, Metazoa, Arthropoda, Copepoda, Calanoida, Temoridae. The record is from RefSeq and is a predicted model, not a curated record.
AAAAAUUCUAUGAAAUUGGAAUCCUGUUGUGAUAAUAGAACUUUGUGAAAUUAAGUAUCAGGAAACGGGAAACUAGAAAAUUCUGUCCAAGAAAUUGCGUUUUAUUUAAAGUACCGGGCCGACCUUUUGGCAAAGGGGCAGUGCACUGGCACUUGUCCCCACCCCCCUCCCAACGAGAGAACUGUAUCUAGAAUGAAAUUGAAAAUCUAGUGAAAGAAACUACUGAGAAAGAACGAAACUUCUCCAAAAAAUCAAAACAUCGGAAUGAAAUGCUGGAAAACAAAGUGUUGCUAUUUUGAAGAAAACUUCAAGAAAAAGAAAAAUCGACAGUGUUUGGCAAUUUAUAAGAACCAAAAUGAUUGGGCAGAGUACAGCAGAAAAUAUGAUCUCCUUUCCGUUAAAAUUCAAAGGGAGUAUGCGAGUAUACCGUGCAAUGAAGCGUCCAGGGCAAAGUCCAAGUUUAUCCAGCCAACACUCACCAAACAUUCAAGCCAUGGACACUGCACUGCAGGACUCUGACUCAGGACUGGAAAUUAAGGAUGAGUUUCAUCCUUCUGAGGACAUUGAGGACAACAAGGACAAGAACAUGGACGAGGACAGUGGUGAACUAGAGGACAAGAUGAAGGACAAGGAAGAAGAUGAUGAAGAUGUGGAGAUGGAACAUCAGGAGAAUAAUACAGAGAACACCUUUAGCCAUGACAACACUGACACUUUCAAAGCUGAAGCAACUCCUGAUCCUGACUCUACUGAACACCCAUCAACAGCCCCCAGAGCUAAUCCAGUUUCAGAAGAAGAGAUACAUGAAGAAGUUGCUACCCGAGCUGAAGACGUGGCGGAAGCUGAUAUUACAAGCAGCUCAGAUAUACCUAACAAUUCGUAUUCUUUAGCAGAAGAAUACCAAACAGAUCAUCCUCUUGAACUCACUAAACAUACUGAUAGAGAAGUUAAACUUGAAGAUGUUCCUGCCAUUCCUGACCUUCUUCCUGCAGGUGAAGGAGGAGCCUCUACCCUGCAAGAGAAUCCGUAUAGUUUAGAAAGUAUUCCCCAGGUGGCGAGCUAUGUGGAAUAUACUAUUUCGGAUUCUAAAGACACAGUGCAGGUUGAAUACCUUGGUUCAGCUGAUGUGCCGGGUAUAACGGCUGAAGGUCGAGUAGAAUAUGUUACUUUAGGAUAUCCCGAGUUCUCAGUGCAGUAUCUUCAUGACUCAGCUAGUAGGCCUGACGCCCUGCAGACAGCACUACAAAGUGCGGAGGUGGAUAGGUUGGGGGAAAACCUUGGAGAGACGGGAAGGGAGCAGGAUGGCCUUGGAUUGCAUCUUCUUCAAACCAGACAUCUGGAUGGAUAUGAGAGAGGGUACUCCAGGGAUGGAUAUGAACGUGAACUAGUUCCUGGGUUUGAUGAUUCCCACGCUAUUCAGGAUCCAUAUUUUACUGUAAAGGAUGCUAGCAGAGAGUCCCCCAUGUACACAACACUAGAACCAGCUGGUGGAGUUUACGAUAAUAAAGCACAUUCUCCUAGAUAUGAAGAAUACACACCUCCACCAUCCUACCAUCUAUAUAGUAGAAAACCAUUUGAAUCCCUCUACCCUGAACCUUGGAGCACAGGAGCCGGACCGUACGAAACAUUUCCACAUCAACAUGGUUUGUCUUCAGCUGUUGUGGAAAAUAGUGAUUUGUUCAGCAAAAACCUUGGCAAAAUUGGUCUUUCUUGGGAACCUAUGGUAAAGUAA